AUGCUUCAGGCCUUGAAUGGCAGGCCAUUGCCAACGGGAUUGGUUUUUUCCAGCUUCAUGACUUGCAUGUCGUUGGGUGGUUUGCUUUUCUCGCCGCAUUUGCUGUUGGGCCUUUGCAGUGCCGAACAGCUUGCAGUGGGUGUUUUUCUUGUCGGAGCAGCGGCACUAGCAGUCCCCGUCUUCUCCACCGCUUUGAUGCCUGUGCUUCUGAGCUUCAUUGUUUUUGAGACUUGCGUGGGCGUAUUCUUUCCCUGCCUGGGCUUGCUGAGAUCCAAGGUGAUUCCAGAUUCCAUCCAGGGAAGCGUGAUGAACAUCUUCAGAGUUCCCCUGAACAUUUUCGUGGUGAUUGGAACAAAACUCACAGAUGUGUAUCCGACUCAGACUGUCUUCUCGAUCAUAGUGUCAUGGUUGCUGGCUGGUGCUGUGAUGCAGGUGGUCCUAGUGGCUUCCAUGAAGACAGGAAAGAAGGUUGAUUGA
Cladocopium goreaui is the source of this 477-nucleotide messenger RNA. The record is from the annotation of a GenBank genome assembly. NCBI's taxonomy places the organism in Eukaryota, Dinophyceae, Suessiales, Symbiodiniaceae.